AUGGAGGGAGUUGCUGGCCCGCCUACCGAGACUCCACCAAGGAGAAAUCCUUCGGGAACGUUCGUUGGAUCUGGCCAACGAAUGAUGAUAAUCAAUUUGUAUAAGAAUAUGAAGAUGGAAGACCCAGAACUGAGGUAUAGGCUCCUCGUGAAAUUAAUUUCGCAAAAACUUGGAAUUGGAGAACUGACAAUAUCCAAAACUAUCACCGAGUUUAAAGCCACGGGAGAUGUGCGCUCGCCCAACAAAAGAAAAAUACGCUGCAAUGUCUUAGAAAAAACGUCGGAGAGCGAUAUUCUUGCGAUACGCAGGAAGGUGCACGAGUUCUGGUUGAACAAGGAAAUUCCGAACGUGAGGAAAAUUUUAACUCGCGUAAAUGAAGACGCGAAUUUACCAGCCUUCACAUACUCGUCCCUAUACCGGCUGUUGAAACGGAUGGAGUUCAAAUAUAUUGUUCGUGGGCGCAAUAGCGCCAUGAUUGAUAAAGAGUACAUCGUGUCGUGGCGCCAAAAAUACGUACAUGCAAUCCAAAACUAUCGUUCUGACGGACGACCCAUUUACUACCUGGAUGAGACCUGGGUAAAUGCGGGUGAUGUUAGGCGCAAACUAUGGGUGGAUACAUCCGUCACCAGUCCCAAAAAUGCAGCUGAGAGGGGUCUCACAACAGGAAUCCCGCCACCGGCAAACAAAGGAAAGAGGCUAAUAGUAGCCCACAUCGGGUCGACAGAUGGGUUUAUACCCGAAGGCUUCCUCUGUUUCGAGUCGAAAAAAAAUACUGCUGACUACCACGACGAAAUGAACGGCGAUACAUUUUUCGAUUGGUUUAGAACUUUUCUGCCCAUGCUAUGA
Molecule: messenger RNA, 846 nt
Organism: Osmia bicornis bicornis
Lineage: Eukaryota; Metazoa; Arthropoda; Insecta; Hymenoptera; Megachilidae
Exons: 3
Coding region: 1-846 (281 amino acids)
Molecular function (GO): nucleic acid binding
Source: RefSeq, a predicted model, not a curated record